This is a messenger RNA of Morus notabilis, 4125 nucleotides long. Its product is annotated as calmodulin-interacting protein 111. Gene Ontology annotation, cellular component: chloroplast; cytoplasm. NCBI's taxonomy places the organism in Eukaryota, Viridiplantae, Streptophyta, Magnoliopsida, Rosales, Moraceae. The transcript is spliced from 12 exons. Gene Ontology annotation, molecular function: ATP hydrolysis activity; ATP binding. Bases 166 to 3213 code for a protein of 1015 amino acids. The record is from RefSeq and is a predicted model, not a curated record.
AAAAAACCUAAAACCCUAAACCCUAUUUGCUUUGCUCUCGUUCUCGAUCUCGCCCCUCUCUCACCGGACGUCCGACUCCGGUCUAUUCUCAAUAUCUAACGGUGAUUUAGCUCUUUAUUGUUCCGUCAGUCUCAAUCUCAUCUUCCACCUAAUCUAAUUCUAAAGAUGCCUUCAAAGUCAAAGAAGCAAUCAAAGACACUGUCAAGGGUGUCGAAUUCUGAUCAGCAUUCAUCUCCUCGGACUCCGUCGCUGACGCCUUCUCUGGACUCUGAAACCAGUGAUGAGAAUCUUAUGCACACCCUGGAAAAAGCUUCAGUGAAGUAUCCUUCCCUGAUCGGAAAAACUGCUUUCAUUGGCCAAGUCACUGAUAUAGAACAACACGUUUCUAAGUCUAAAGGAUACAACAUUUGGCUAUCUGAGUCGUCCAUGGUCGCAUCUGGGUUCGCCCCCGGUUCCUUAGCAUCGGUGUCUUUCCCUUCGUUAGAUAGUAAACAUUCACAUUGCUUUCCUCUCAUCUCAUUAGCAAAUGAAUGUGCUAGUACUUUUGGAUGUCAUUUGGUUGAUCGAUUCAAUGAUGAAGCAGGACUCUAUUUUGCUCUUGCAACGAUUUGGUCUUCUUCUAAGGUUGCAAAAAGUGGAGUGAGGUUGUCUUCGAGACUUUCAGACACAAUGGGAGAUCCUACAUUGGGUAGGGUUGUUUUCAUAUAUCCUGCGCAAAGUCAGACAGUACCUAGUCAUUUAACUAAAGAUGAAAAUUCACGUAGCAGCAAGGUUAAUCCUCUUUUGGUUUAUAACUGCGAUGAAUUAUUUUUAGAGCUGGUACACUCUAGGAAAUUAACCAAAACCAGUGCUUCUGUGACGAUGUCUUCAGAAACAUCUUUUGAUUGUUCCGAAAGUGGAGUGGUUGGACCUUUAUCCCCUAAGACACCAAUGAAUCAGAUAAAGGUUGGCUCUUCAGUUAUAAAUCAGUUAACUUCACCUAGAUGUGAUGAUUCUAAGGCGAACUUAACCAACUCAAAUGGUCCGUCUUUUGAUACAUUUGACAUCAUGAAGUUAUUAGGGGAACAAGGUGUUACUAAAAGGCUUAUUGAGGCACGAGCUGCUCCUUUUUUUAAUUCUCGCUGCCUACUUCGAGGAAAUCUUGUUACCAUACCGGUACUUUCACAGCUUUGUCUCUUCCAAGUGGUUGGCGCUAAAAAGUUGUUGGCAGAUAGAACUGACUAUGGUUCGACCAGUGAAAGCAGCAAUAAUCUGCUACACAAGGCUUCUGAAUCAUUACAAAAUUCAAUUGAUGCUUUUAUCGUGGUGAAUGAAACAAAAGUAUGCUUAUCUUUACCGUCAAAAGUGGCGUCAAAAACUCCAGAGAGACAAGUUUUGUCUACAGUUGACUUCGAAUUUAUGGAUGUUAAAGCUGAUUCCAGAGAUAAUAACAUAAAAUUGGGUGGUCUUUCUAAAGAAUAUGCAAUUUUGAAGGAUAUCAUAGUUUCCUCUUCAGUAAAUACUUUAUCAAGUCUUGGUUUACGAACUACAAAGGGAGUGCUUCUUCAUGGUCCUCCGGGCACUGGAAAGACUUCUUUGGCUCGAUUAUGCGUUCGUGAUGCUGGUGUUAUUAUCUUCUCUGUAAAUGGACCUGAGCUCGUAAGUCAAUAUUAUGGAGAAAGUGAGCGAGCUUUGCAUGAAUUGUUUGAAUCCGCUCGCCAAGCUGCACCAGCUGUGGUAUUCAUUGACGAGUUGGAUGCCAUAGCACCGGCAAGGAAAGACGGAGGAGAAGAACUAUCUCAAAGAAUGGUUGCUACACUGUUGAAUUUGAUGGAUGGGGUUAGUAGAAGUGAUGGGAUACUUGUAAUUGCUGCUACCAAUAGGCUUGAUAGUAUUGAGCCUGCUCUCAGACGACCUGGAAGACUUGAUAGGGAAAUUGAAAUAGGUGUGCCAUCUCCGAAGCAGCGGUUGGAGAUCUUGCUUUCUCUUCUGGGUGACAUGGAGCACUCACUUUUAGACGUCCAAGUGGAAAACCUUGCUAUUGCUACACAUGGUUUUGUAGGUGCUGACCUAGCUGCUCUAUGCAAUGAGGCAGCCUUGGUUUGUCUUAGACGUUAUGCCAAAUCAAGAAAUUCAUAUGAUAAUUUGCAUGGAAAGUGUAUUCCAUAUGAAGAUUGUGACGUAGUGAAAUCUGAUUGCUCAAAAGAUACAGGAUACAAUGUAAUUGAUUACUUAGAUUCUGCAUCUUCAUCCAUAUCAAAGGGAACAGUAUCAGAUGACAACAUACACGAGGUUCAGCAUUGUGUUAAAGAUGAAUUUUUAUUGAAAGUGUCUUUUGAAGAUUUCGAGAAGGCCAAAAUGAAAGUAAGGCCCAGUGCUAUGCGAGAGGUAAUACUCGAGGUUCCAAAGGUUCGUUGGGAAGAUGUUGGGGGCCAAAGGGAGGUUAAGAAUCAAUUAAUGGAAGCUGUAGAAUGGCCACAAAAGCACCAGGAUGCAUUCAAGCGUAUAGGGACCCAGCCCCCUACAGGUGUUUUGAUGUUCGGUCCUCCUGGAUGCAGCAAAACUCUAAUGGCACGUGCAGUAGCUUCUGAAGCAGGACUGAAUUUCCUUGCUGUCAAGGGUCCAGAACUUUUCAGUAAAUGGGUUGGUGAAUCUGAGAAGGCUGUUAGAUCUCUGUUUGCGAAGGCAAGGGCCAAUGCCCCAUCCAUCAUAUUUUUUGAUGAAAUUGAUGGUCUUGCUACUGUACGUGGGAAGGAAAAUGAAGGGGUUUCAGUGUCUGAUAGGGUUAUGAGUCAACUCCUUGUUGAAUUGGAUGGUUUACAUCAAAGACUUAAUGUUACUGUUAUUGCUGCAACGAAUCGACCUGACAAGAUGGAUCCUGCUCUACUUAGACCAGGUCGUUUUGACCGACUGCUAUACGUGGGACCUCCAAAUGAGAGUGAUCGGGAAGAUAUAUUCCGUAUUCAUUUACGCAAAAUUCCGUGUAGUUCUGAUGUUAGCAUAAAGGAUCUUUCUUCUCUUACUGAAGGCUUUACAGGAGCUGAUAUAGCAUCUAUCUGCCGGGAAGCAGCUUUGAAAGCUAUGGCGGAGAAUCUUCAUGCCUCAGAAAUAACAAUGCAACAUCUGAGGACUUCUAUUACAAAAGUGCAGCCAUCGGCAACUCUGUCUUAUCAAGAAUUAUCAACAAAAUUUCAAAGGCUUGUCCAUUCAAGUGGAAAAGAAGCGAAAUUAUGAUGCCAAGAGUACUCAAGUGGGGCAAAUUGAUUCCCAUGUGGAGUUGUUUCAAAUCUAUCAAAUGCUUCUUUUGCUGGCUCCCUGUGUUCAUGACACACUCAACUUCUGCUUCAAGUGGGUAGUCACAAAUCUUAUCUUGUAGGUCUCUUCCAUCCUCCUGUCAUAGAUCGAGGCUUCAUUCCUAAUUUCCCAGAAUAAAAGAUGAUUGAGCUGUCUGACUUGAAACAGUAACAUAAUUUCCAAGUGUGGACAUAAGGAUGGAUUUCCCACUCAGGAAGUGAAAGUAGUGCUAUGGGAAGUUAAGAGAGAAGGUAUGCACAUGAAUAAAAGAGUUACAGUGAGAAGGGAACGUCAAUCAUGUGAUCUUUUGGAGGAGAGAAUUAGGGUUUAUCCUAUUCUAUUCAUGAGAAAUGUGCACUCAACUUCAAAUGGCACUGAGUGUAACCUAUAACUUAUGGUCCACUGAGCUUCGCUAUUUUGAGAUGUCUUUGUGGGAAUCCUUUUCAAAGUUGCAUUUAGUAUCCUUGUGAUUAGAACAAUAGGGAGGGACAUGAUGUGGGAAGUGGUCCUUUUUUCUCGUCUAUCCUGGCUGGGACUUGUCUUUUAACCUUUUGUGCAGCCAUCAUCAGGGCCAUUCGUCGAUUGUGGGGCUAGCAUUUCGUGCCCCGCAGCGGGUUCUCUUGUGUCUUGUGUAGAACUAUCGACUUUUGUAAUAAGCGUGCAUUAUAUAUGCCUUUUUAAGUUUUAACGGUUUUCUCUUACAGCGGAUGUGGCAGCUGUUGGAAAAGAAAAAUGUGCGAUGGUCCUCUAGCGUGGCGAGAGGUUUUUGUUGGAUUCUGAAAUGGUUUUUCAGGUCUCACUGACACUAAUGUCAUGUGGUUUUUUCUCCUUUAUGAAGUAAGCUCGAGUGAA